GAACGCUCUGCUGGAGUGGGGAUGUCUGACAGUCUGCCUCUACCCUCCUACAAAGGCUACCCAGCAGACCGACCCUCCAUCAACACCACUCGACCCUCUUACACACACCUCGCAAAACACACACACAUACGCUGCCAGACGCUGCCCAGCAAGUCAUUCUCAGAAAGUAGCAGUGCAGGUAACCAGGCACUACCUGCACUGCUGUUGGAACUACAUUGUGUGUGUGCGAGAGAGAGACAGACAGUUUCCAUUGUCUUUGUGUGGGUGAGGCUGGUCGCCAUGGCUACAGCAGGUGACACAAGACCCCACUCUGCCGGUGCGUGACACAGCCUAUUAAGAGGCUAAACGCUAUCUCUCGAUCCCCGCUGUGAUAUUACCGCCUCUAACACUGAUAUUAUCAUCUCUCUCUACCUUCGCCCAUCCUUCCGUCCCUGUCUACUCAUCACUUAUACUCCUCUGAGUGGCUGAGUGAAGUUCUUGCUGAUAAGUUUUUACUCAUGAAUGACUGGUGGAGAAUAACAACUUUAAAGCAGCAAUAUGUAACUUUUUUUGAAAUGUGAGUUAUAGAUUCUCAUUGAAAGCCAGUCUAAGAAGCGGUAGAUCUGUUCUACGUGCUCUGUUUCUAUGCUUCCCGUGCUUAAGUUUAGUUUAUGAGUCUUUUACUUUCGGUUUUGAACACCAGCUUCAAACAGCUGAAAAUACAAUAUUUUUGGUUUUUCAAAAUAUAUUUCACAGCGGUUUAGAUGGUACAAUGAUUCCCUACUCUAAUUAUUGCUUGUUUUGUCACAUAAACUGAAAUUAGGUGAACUAUUUAGAAUUUUAGCAAUCAUGAAAUGGCAGAGAGAUUUCUGCAUGUUGCAGGUUUAACUCAGUGUGUGUGAUAACUGAUAAGACAAGAUAUGAUGGUACAAUAUUUAUCCUCAAAGGGGAUUAUAGUGUGUGUGUGUGUGUGUGUGUGUGUGUAGCGAUCCUGUCUGCUCUGAUGAACCUACAGGAUAAGAUCAGGAAGCUGGAGUUGGAAAGAGGCAGAGUGGAGUCUACACAGCCUGGAGAAAGAGACCUCGCACACACUGAGAGACACACACACACUGACCUAAAGAGACACACACACACUGAGAGACACACACACACUGACCUAAAGAGACACACACACUAACCUAGAGACACACACACACUGACCUAAAGAGACACACACUGACCUAAAGAGACACACACUGACCUAAAGAAACACCACACUGAGAGACACAACACACACUUACCUAAAGAGACACCACUGACCUAAAGAGACACACACUGACCUAAAGAGAGACACACCACACUGAACCUAAGAGAAGAGACACACACUGACCUAAAGAGACACACAACCUGACCUAAAGAGAGAGACACACACUGACCUAAAGAGACACACACUGACCUAAAGAGAGAGACACACACUGACCUAAAGAGACACACACUGACCUAAAGAGAGAGACACACACUGACCUAAAGAGAGAGACACACACUGACCUAAAGAAGACACACACUGACCUAAAGAGACACACACUGACCUAAAGAGAGAGACCACACACUGACCUAAAGAGAGAGACACACACUGACCUAAAGAGACACACACUGACCUAAAGAGAGAGACACACACUGACCUAAAGAGACACACACUGACCUAAAGAGAGAGACACACACUGACCUAAAGAGAGAGACACACACUGACCUAAAGAGAGAGACACACACUGACCUAAAGAGAGAGACACACACUGACCUAAAGAGAGAGACACACACUGACCUAAAGAGAGAGACACACACUGAGAGUCGCACACAAACACACAGACACACACACUCAGAGGGAAACAGACUAGCAACCAGUCAGAACCCAACCAAGGUGAGCGACAUGAUAAUGUUCCAAAAUAUAUAACUGUGUUAUGUUUGAGAUAAACAGGUACUCUUUCUGCCCUCUGUCUCACACGCUCUAUAUCUCUGUGUCUCUCUCUCUGUCUCACCCUCUCUCUUUCUCUCUCUCUCACUCUCUCUGUGUUUCUCUGUCUCACCCUCUCUCUCUCUGUUUCUCUCUCCCUCUCAGUCCCCUAAGUGUUGGUGACUCAGCUGGCUGCGGCAGAGUCUCGCUAUAAGCUGUUGGACAGACACCCGGAGUACAUGAGGAAGAUAGUCCACGACGCAGAGGCUGACAGAACCACCCUGCUCAAACGCCAGGUUAGCAUACGCCUCAGCUAGCCUUAUCUAGCAUUAUCUAUGCUAACCCAGAGAGACAGGCUAACGACAGGUAGUUACCGUAGGUUAGCCAAGUUAAGAUCUCUUGCUGUAUGUGUGAUACUUCCGGUAAAACACAGUUACCAUAGUGACCCUUUCAGGUUUUCCUGGAGAUGACCAGGUCAGCUGCUCCCGCCCCUGACUCCACACACCAGGCCCAGUUAGAUUAGCUGGAUUUACUGGAGCAGGAAUACCAGAGGUACACACACAUUUUCACCCCGACUAGGAUUUGGUGGGUCUGUAUGUGUGUGUGUGUGUGUGUGUGUGUGUGUGUGUGUGUGUGUGUGUGUGUGUGUGUGUGUGUGUGUGUGUGUGUGUGUGUAUGUUUCAGAGGAAGAUUCGUGAGUUGGAGCUGAAACUGCUGGAAGAAGAACACCAGAGGAAACUGGUCCAGGACCAGCCCAAUGAGGCACACACACAAACACACACACACACACACACACAGGACCAUGCCAACCAGGUACACACACACAGGACCAUGCCAACCAGGUACACACACACAGGACCAUGCCAACCAGGUACACACACACACUCUGGAGAAGUGUAUUAUAACUAUGUUGUUUCAGCAUGAAUAGCUAGCUCAGUUGUGUGUUUCAAUGAGCAGCAGGAGUUGGUGCUGCAGGCUGAGGCGUGUGUGUGUGUGUGUGUGUGUGUGAGCGGGAGAGGAGGGGGGUGGAGAGAGAACAGGAGACUCUAUUCAGGAGGAUGGAGAGAAAAGGAGAGCAGAUCAGCAAGCUGCACAGGUACACACAGGUACAAACACACACACACACACACACACACACACACACACACACACAGUUUGAUGACUAAGCACUGUUUAACUGCGGUUUUGCCUCCAACACAUAUACAAACACAAAUAUAUUUAUAUAUAUAUAUAUAUAUAUAUAUAUAUAUAUAUAUAUAUAUACAAAACCAUACAUAUGUGACUAACGAAGUUUCUUCAUCCUCUCUAUCUCUCUCUCUCUCUCCCUUGUCCUCUCUCUCCCUCUUUCUCGGCGUCGCACGCCUUCAUCUCUCGCCCUCUCUCUCGCUCUCUCUGCGGCUCUCUCUAGCUAUCUCUCUAUCGCACUCACCUCUGUCCGCCUCCCUUAUCUCUCUGUCGUGACCAACCACAGUGAACCACUCCACAGUUCACUCUGGGCUCGCCUGAGGCCGGUCCGAGGGUCGACCGGGCGACCGCAGCAAGAAAAGUCUAACUGCUCAGGGACACGAGGUCACUGUGGUUGGUCACUGCAGGACCAACCACAAUGGAGCUACUGACCACAACACAACAGGACCAACCACAAUGGAGCUACUGACCACAACACAACAGGACCAACCCUCACUAACGUGACUGAGACACUAUUACUCACCAGACCACAACAGCAACUGGGCCAUGAUGCUGGAGAUCAGACUUGAUCAACCUGAACUUCUCUAAUGGCCUUCCCAUGGGUGUCGUUGUGUGGGGAAGAGGAAUGAUGCCAGGCCUAUCCAAAUACAUUUUAGAAGAGGAUGCUGAUGAAUGACUUACACGAACAUUGUGGUGUAGAGAGGCGGGGUAAUGAUGUAUUUCUGAUGUCUUUGGGGGAGCAGUAUAUCAGUGACAUACUACAGACUCUCUGCAGAGAGAGAACACUCCUGAUGUGUGUACAGAAUGCACUGUCCAGCACACAUCUGCUUCCUCUAUCGAUUGGCUAACAGGGGUUUAACAGGGUGUGUGUUAUUGUAUAAAUCUGUUCACUGUGUUCCACUGCAAACCUCAGCUCACAGAAAUAGAAUUGUGUGUGUAGUUACAGUGAGGAAAAAAAGUAUUUGAUCCCCUGCUGAUUUUGUACGUUUGCCCACUGACAAAGACAUGAUCAGUCUAUAAUUUUAAUGGUAGGUUUAUUUGAACAGUGAGAGACAGAAUAACAACAACAAAAUCCAGAAAAACGUAUGUAAAAUUUUUUAUUAAUUGAUUUGCAUUUUAAUGAGGGAAAUAAGUAUUUGACCCCCUCUCAAUCAGAAAGAUUUCUGGCUCCCAGGUGUCUUUUGUACAGGUAAUGAGCUGAGAUUAGGAGCACACUCUUAAAGGGAGUGCCCCUAAUCUCAGUUUGUUACCUGUAUAAAAGACACCUGUCCACAGAAGCAAUCAAUCAAUCAGAUUCCAAACUCUCCACCAUGGCCAAGACCAAAGAGCUCUCCAAGGAUGUGAGGGACAAGAUUGUAGACCUACACAAGGCUGGAAUGGGCUACAAGACCAUCGGGACAACUUCACCGCAUCAAAGGGACAAUGGACGGGGCCAUGUACCGUCAAAUCUUGGGUGAGAACCUCCUUCCCUCAACCAGGGCAUUGAAAAUGGGUCAUGGAUGGGUAUUCCAGCAUGACAAUGACCCAAAACACAUGGCCAAGGCAACAAAGAAGUGGCUCAAGAAGAAGCACAUUAAGGUCCUGGAGUGGCCUAGCCAGUCUCCAGACCUUAAUCCCAUAGAAAAUCUGUGGAGGGAGCUGAAGGUUUGAGUUGCCAAACGUCAGCUUCGAAACCUUAAUGACUUGGAGAAGAUCUGCAAAGAGGAGUGGGACAAAAUCCCUCCUGAGAUGUGUGCAAACCUGGUGGCCAACUACAAGAAACGUCUGACCUCUGUGAUUGCCAACAAGGGUUUUGCCACCAAGUACUAAGUCAUGUUUUGCAGAGGGGUCAAAUACUUAUUUCCCUCAUUAAAAUGCAAAUCAAUUUAUAACUUUUUUGACAUGCGUUGUUCUGGAUUUUUUUGUUGUUAUUCUGUCUCUCACUGUUCAAAUAAAAAUAAAAAAAUAAAAAAAUAGACUGAUCAUGUCUUUGUCAGUGGGCAAACGUACAAAAUCAGCAGGGGAUCAAAUACUUUUUUCCCUCACUGUAUGUGUGUUAAAUGAUGUAAAACCUCUGCUCUGCAAUGACUCCCUGAGAUUAAGACACAUUGUAGGGAACUAACGGGGAGUGUGUUGCUGUGGGUUGGGAAGCCUUAGGACUUCCCUAAAGGUGCGGUCUCGCUCUCUCUCUGUGUGUGUGUAUGUGCUUUGAGGCUUAGGGUUGUUUCCUUGGACCAACAAUUAAAAAAUAUAUAUUUCUACAAUUACGGCUUGUGUAACUUGUAUAUCAAAUAUUCUGAAAUAAACUAUUUAUUUUCAGGUGUUGACACUUUCCUUGACAUGAAUAAUGACCCUUUCCCUGCGGUAUUUUGUUUUUCAGCCUUCUGGAACUCAGUUUUUCACAAUUCCUGACAUUUAAUCCUAGUAUAAAUUCCCUGUUUUAGGUCAGUUAGGAUCACCACUUUAUUUUAAGAAUGUGAAAUAUCAGAAUAACAGUAGAGAGAAUGAUUUAUUUCAGCUUUAUUUCUUUCAUCACAUUCCCAGUGGGUCAGAAGUUUACAUACACUCAAUUAGUAUUUGGUAGCAUUGCCUUUAAAUUGUUUAACUUGGGUCAAAUGUUUCGGGUAGCCUUCCACAAGCUUCCCACAAUAAGUUGGGUGAAUUUUGGCCCAUUCCUCCUGACAGAGCUGGUGUAACUGAGUCAGGUUUGUAGGCCUCCUUGCUCGCACAAGCUUUUUCAGUUCUGCCCACACACAUUUUUUACAGGAUUGAGGUCAGGGCUUUGUGAUGGCCACUCCAAUACCUUGACUUUGUUGUCCUUAAGCCAUUUUGCCACAACUUUGGAAGUAUGCUUGGGGUCAUUGUCCAUUUGGAAGACCCAUUUGCGACCAAGCUUUAACUUCCUGACUGAUGUCUUGAGAUGUUGCUUCAAUAUAUCCACAUCAUUUUCCUUCCUCAUGAUGCCAUCUAUUUUGUGAAGUGCACCAGUCCCUCCUGCAGCAAAGCACCCCCACAGCAUGAUGCUGCCACCCCCGUGCUUCACGGUUGGGAUGGUGUUCUUCGGCUUGCAAGCGACACCCUUUUUCCACCAAACAUAGCUUUGGUCAUUAUGGCCAAACAGUUCUAUUUUUGUUUCAUCAGACCAGAGGACAUUUCUCCAAAAAGUACGAUCUUUGUCCCCAUGUGCAGUUGCAAACCGUAGUCUGGCUUUUUUAUGGCGGUUUUGGAGCAGUGGCUUCUUCCUUGCUGAGCGGCCUUUCAGGUUAUGUUGAUAUAGAACUAGUUUUACUGUGGAUAUAGAUACUUCUGUACCUGUUUCCUCCAGCAUCUUCACAAGGUCCUUUGCUGUUGUUCUGGGAUUGAUUUGCACUUUUCGCACCAAAGUAUGUUCAUCUCUAGGAGACAGAACGCGUCUCCUUCCUGAGCGGUAUGACGGCUGCGUGGUCCCAUGGUGUUUAUAUUUGCGUACUAUUGUUUGUACAGAUGAACGCGGUACCUUCAGGCGUUUGGAAAUUGCUCCCAAGGAUGAACCAGACUUGUGGAGGUCUACCAUUUUUUUCUGAGGUCUUGGCUGAUUUCUUUUGAUUUUCCCAUGUUGUAAAGCAAAGAGGCACUGAGUUUGAAGGUAGGCCUUGAAAUAUAUCCACAGGUACACCUCCAAUUGACUCAAAUUAUGUCAAUUAGUCUAUCAGAAGCUUCUAAAGCCAUGACAUCAUUUUCUGGAAUUUUCCAAGCUGUUUAAAGGCACAGUCACUUUCGUGUAUGUAAACUUCUGACCCACUGGAAUUGUGAUACAAUGAAUUAUAAGUGAAAUAAUCUGUCUGUAAACAAUUGUUGGAAAAAUUACUUGUCAUGCACAAAGUAGAUGUCCUAACCGACUUGCCAAAACUAUAGUUUCUUAACAAGAAAUUUGUGGAGUGGUUGAAAAAUGAGUUUUAAUGACUCCAACCUAAGUGUAUGUAAACUUCCGACAUCAAUUGUAUAUUUGAAAAAAGAUAUCUCCUGCCACCUGUUAACAUUUAAAAAAAUGUAUUUCUCAUAAUGUGGGGUCACAUCAGCACCCGACAGAAUGGCUUGACUCGACCAUCUUGCAUCUACACCCCUGAGAUUGUAGUGUGGUAAAUGGAAUACUGCAUGUAUAUCCUCUCCUGCUAUGGUCUAUUUAUUACAGCUUCACCCUCUCCCGAAACGCCAGGACGUGGGAUGUGCUUUCAACCAUGGAGCUUUUCCAUCUUCUUGAUGUAGGACGUUUUCCUCUGGUUCAACUCCUUCCGGUGAAGAAGAGUAAUUUGGUCCUCAUCGAUUUGGGAUUGCAUCAGGCCCAUACAGUGGUUCAGGUCACGCAUCUUCACCUUAACCUCAUCUUUCUUGUGCUUAUGGACGGACAGAUCACGGUUCAGAAUUUCUAUCUUAUCCCCGAAGGCAUCAUUCUGCUGUUCCAGCUGCUUGACUAGCCUGCGGUUUUGCUGGUGCGCUCAUCCAGGGCUUUAUGCAGCUCCUCAAGCCUGUCAUUCAGGGUUUCCAUGUCUUCUAUGGCGUUCCUCAGGCCUUUCACCAGGUUCUUCAGCUCAAUGUUUACUUUAUGAAGAACCUUGUUCGCCUUGGCUAUCUCGUGGGCUUUCAGAAGCUCUGCGUUUUCCAUAACAUACAGGUCCUUGGUGUGUGUAAACUGUUCUAUCAGGUCCACAACCGGCUCAGGCGACUGGUGCAUCUCUGCCCCAUCCAUAGCGUCUCCCUGCGGGUGCCAAGAAUCCUUGCUAUCCUCGUGUCCAUUGGUCAACAGCAGCACCUUGUCUUUGAAUCAUCCGGGGCGCAACCGUUCCGGCAGGCCUUUGAUUUCAUCUAUCUGCCAGGAGGUCGCUGGCGGCGGACAAGUGUAGUAAUGAGUUGCCCAUCCUCGUCUUCUAACACAUUGCCGCAGGUCUCGCGGAUCUUGUCCACCAGGACGGAGGAGAGUCUUGACCAGUUAAGCGAGUGCUCAGACACCGUGGGCCGCAGGUCAUGACCCGAGGUCCGUCACUGGUCACAUGGGCGAGAUUAGUUUUUGAGCUGCAUCCUGGUCAAUAUUCAGCUUUGUCAGUAAGUAUCAGCAUCCCAGUGUUUGAUAUCUGUAGUUGCAUCAAUAUGCCACUAAAUGCUCUGGUCCCUGAUUUUAUAGCCAGGUUCAUUACGACGCUGUAAAGGCGGCCCUAAUACCUCAUAAUGAAGCCUAGGUCUAACAUUUACAGACAUGUCAAGAGGACUUCCAUCAAGCUGACUACUUCACCAAACAAUAACAAAUAAAAACAAUGCCUAAAUAUGUUGAGAUUGUAUUUGUUUGUGUAUGUAUGUAUGCUGGUGUGUUAUUGUGUGUGUGUGUUGGUGUGUUAGUGUGUGUGGUUGUGUAGCCAAUACUGUAUGAUGGUAUGGAACAUGAAAUUGAGCAGACACCAGCUCUCCUUUAACCAAAUUUAUUCCAAGAAAAAGUCAUAUUUUUUGUUCUCUUUCCAGAAGGUCCUACCUGCACUCUCUAGUAGCCUAUCUAUAUAUCAUUUAGAGAACACACACACAGACCACCACUGGUCUACACCUUCUACAACAAAAACAAAAGAUUUCCUCAACUUCAGUCUUGUUUCAGUUGUCAGAAUUAGUAUCACUUUUAUGUUGAAGUAGCAUUUUGGUUUUAUCCCUCUCUGUUUGCGCUGUAGCCCUACGGAUUUUGGGCCCUUCAAUAACACAAUGAAAAUGAGAGAACGAGAUGAUUAAACUACAACCACAGCAAAUAACAUGAAAUAAUUAAAAUAGUCCUCAUUGUAAUAAUAAUUACAUAGAAUCAAGUAACACUUCAUAAACUGUUAUUUACAGCAUUUAUAUAUAUAUCCUAUGCCAUUACAUCACAGGUAAGAAUCCUGUGUUUCCAUGGAGACUGGGAUUGGCACAUGAUGGAGCCCUGACUCGCUGACAUGAACACGCUAACGAAAACAGAGUUAUGAGAGAAAACUGUCCAAAGUAAUAAUUUUAAGAUCAGACUGUAUUUACAUCAGAGUUUCUGCAUCAUCAUCAACAUCAUCAUCAUCAACACACAUAUUGCACAUGAAGAAGGCAGAUCUCGAAUGGUAGGGAGGAAAACAACAACAACAGGGGAAAAGAGGAAGUUAAUCUGUGUUCAUCAGGGGUCGGAGGUCACAGACAUACAGCACUAGAGAGAGGCUUCAGAUCGCCAGCCUACCUGAAUGUCAUUAGAAUAGUUAAAAUCUGUACAACAACAUGAAGUCACACACACAGACAUCCUGAGGGCGAAUCAUCUACCAAAUAUAUUAACUUACAGCAUAUGCAGUCCAUUCAUAAAUUCACCUAUACCCCACUCACCUAACAAAUAUAUUCACCUGUACGCCCCAGUCGCCAAACCAAUACCACCAGUUCAUUCAUCUAACAAAUAUAUUCAUUUAUAUGCCCUUCUUAAGAAAUAUAUUGACAUGUAUGGCCUUAAUUCUUCUACAUAUACAGUACGUAAGCCCUGACAAACACAAAUGACGUGCUGAAGGUGAGUUGUUGCUCCGGCUUCACUGAGCAGUAGUUUCACACAUUAGUUUAACAUUUAGGUGACUGAUUGAUUGGAGUUGAAUCGUAGUGUGUGUUAAACUCCUGAGACAGUGAACUCUCUCUCUCUCUCUAACAAACACUGAUAACCACUGUCCAGCUCUUCAUCAACACACUGGAGAAACUGUAUGGCCUGUGUCUGUGUGUAUCUAUGGUCCAAUAUUAUAAGCUCUGAGAAAGGCAGCAUAGAUGCACGGUAAGGCAGAUCCGUACAACACACACUCACAGUCCACGCACGCACACACACACACACACACACACACACACAGGUAUGAUGACACUGGAUCAUUUAAAGGGCUUCACUUGCACUCUAUUAAAUGUGUUUCAAGGGGAUUUAUAUAUAUACAGUAUAUAUAUAUAUAUAUAUAUAUAUAUAUAUAUAUAUAUAUAUAUAUAUAUAGAGAGAGAGAGAGAGAGAAAGAGAGAAAGAGAGAGAGAGAGAAACAAAAACCAAAAAAAUUGGAAUCUAGAGGCUCUUGUUAUGAAGGUUGUAAUGGUGGUUGUGGUGGUGUGUGGGUGUGUGCUAAUGAGGAUAGCACUGACCAGUGAUCAUUGACUGUCAAACGGUCCCCAUCUCCAAAAGAGUGAACUUACACUCACAUUACCUGACACGGCAGAUAGUUUUAUCCCUCAACAACCACUUGGCAUCGUGUGGCCAUGAAUGGGCUCCAUAUAUACUAACAGAUACAAUAUUUGGCAAACUAGAGACUUACAUGAUGCCUAAGAUAUUAAAAAUAAAUCCAAUAGUGGCUGAGAGAAAGGGAGAAACACACGAGAUGUAGGCUACAUACAGCAUACAUAAGCAGUUAUGUGAGUGACAUAGCAGCUGAUCAGGGUGUGUGUGGGCUGGUGGGAGGGAUUCGGAUGAUCGCAACAGCGUCAGAUUCCUUAACUGUCCUUCGUACUGCACAACUUUCUGUUAACCGAGAAAGAUAUGUGUUAUGACAUGGGUCUGGAUCUGUCAGGGGUCUGUGAGCCUGUGUCUAAAAUAGAAACUCAGAAGAAUAGGAAUGGUGACCUCGUUGUGAAAACGAUCAUUUCCAGACACUCUGCUUUCCUCACAGGAGUUCAGUCACAUUUAUCAUCUACAGGAAUCGUCUGAAUCGACUAGUCUGAAUCGACUCCUCUGAAAUUAUUCUUCUGAAUCGUCCCUCCUGCGUUCACUCCAUCUUGCUCAGCAUCCGAGAUUGACAGCUGUCGGUCAAAUGUCAAACUGUCUCAGCGUCCCGCCCUCUCCGCCUGAGGACAUAAAAAGGGAAUUGUUUCCUUAUGUUUCUAUUGGCCUAGAGAUACCACUUGCUCCACUCCCAUUGGUCGGUGUGGUCACUGGCCCCUCCCCCCAUCAUCCAGGCAACCGUUGAGGCAGUGGGUGUCAUCGCAGUGGCUGUCAUCCCCCAGUGCACCCUGGGAUUGCAGCAGCUCAUACUCUUCGUCCAGGAAGUCGAGGCUAUUGUUGCUAGGCAACCCACGGACGGUGAACUUGUGGGAGACUUUGGUCCACUGCACUCGAUUGGUCGCUACACGCUCAUACAGCUCGGUUGCCCCUGGUAACAGCUCUGACAGCAGCCUAUCAAGGGACAGGGGCGGGGGACACAACAUUAGGUGGUGCAAGUGCUGUGGGCUGUUUUGUGAUUGGGUCAGUAGUGAUAAACGCUUUGUUGUGAUUGGGUCAGUAGUGAUAAACGCUGUGUUGUGAUUGGGUCAGUAGUGAUAAACGCUGUGUUGUGAUUGGCUCUUACUUGUAGAUGGGCAUAGCGAUGUGUUCCAUGAAGCUGAUCUGUAGCUCUGGGAUGUAGGCCUUCUCUCUGUCCAUCAUCUCACUGGGACGGUUCCCCAUAGCCUUUUCCUACACACACACACACACAGAAGUUACACACGUCAGAUACACCCUCACACCCACCCCCCAACACACGCACACACACACACACACACACACACAUACACGAAUACAGUGUAGCACACAUACCAGAUCCCCCUGGGAGAAGAACUCUUUAUAGAUCAGCUCCUGAAUACACAGAGGAGAUAAAGAGGUUUAGGGUCAAAGGUCAACUAGGGUCUGGGGUUAGGGUUGAACCGGGAUGUGGACAUGAAGCUAGGGUUAGUUUUUGGGUUUGGGUUAGGGUUGUGGUUGAGGCUAGGGUUAGGGUUAGUGUUAACUUUAGGGUUGAGGGUUAGGAGUAGACGUUAGGGUUCCUCACAGCGAUCUUGCGGGUGGUCUUCCAGCCCUUGGUCUGGUCCGACAGGUCGCAUGAUGUCAUCAGCAGGCACAGCAGCAGAGAACGGUGGGUCUGAUUCUUGGGGUUGUAGCCAGCUAGCGCGCACGCACACACACACACACACACACACACACACACACACACACACACACACACACACACACACACACACACACACACACACACACACACACACACACACACACACACACACACACACACACACACACACACACACACACACACACAUACACGCACACACAGACAGACACACAGACAUACACACACACACAGACAUACACACACACACACACACAUACAAACAGAAAGGGAGCGAGAAUGGAAGACUAUUAUACUCACAAAUACGCACACAUACACACACACACACACACAUACACACACACACACACACACACACACUGCCUUACCAUCAGCCAUCCUUUGCAGGUCGGGGAAGAUGCGGAGAUGGUGAGCCAGGUCAGUGGCCAGGAUGAUAUCUCUCAUCAGGUCCAACAUCCUCUGGUAGUCCUGACAACCACACACACACGAGUUAACACAACACACGCACACACACACACACACAACCUAUAACAAUCCUGGGUGUCCUGUUAACACACAACACACAACCGAUAACAGUCCUGGGUGUCCUGUUAACAUACAACACACAACCGAUAACAGUCCUGGGUGUCCGUGAAUUUGACAGUAUCUCACAGGCAGCUUAGUGGCAGGUAAAAUUCUGUAUUUCAUAUUACAGUAUACAUACUGUAAUCUAAAUACGGUAUCAAAGCAAGUACUGUGAAAUGAAGUAAAUGCUGCCGCAAUCAGAAUGAAUAAAUGAAUGGAUUAAAUUAAUUGUAUUUCACAGUAUUUUACUGUAAUUACAAGGGAAUGGUGCAAGCAGGUUGGCUGCUAGGUAAAAUGUUUACACAUUACAGUGUAUUAAUGAAUAUUUGGUGUUUUAUAUCACUUACACUUUUAGAGGCUUAAACAAAAGCUUCCAAACUGGCAGCGACUACAGUGGAAAACAGACCAAAAGGACAUUGCAAAAUGUUCACCCAUUUCAGGUAUAAGACUUGCUGCCACUCCAAUCUGUCCCCUAUACAGUUUAAAUUGAUGGGGCACUAUAAACACUAUAAACAGAUAGGAGUUCUCACUCAGGGGUGCAACAAAUAUAGCCUUUUACAAGGCACGCCUCCAAAUAUGUUAAUGAGCCAGCAACAACAAUACCAUGCACCCAAAGGUCAAAGGUUUUUGGCGCUCCAAAGAUACGGUACGGUACUGUAUUCUGUGGGAUGGAAUGACAGUACCAAUCGAAAUACAGCAAUUAUUUCCCCACCCUCAACAUUUUCCCACAAUGCAGCAUAAUUUACAGUAUGCUGCAGUAAAAUGUUUCAGAGUAUUUUACUGUUGAUAAUACCCAAAAUUACCGUAUAAAUUAAUUUUCCGUUACAGUGCUGUUAACACAACACACACACAACCCAUAACAGUCCUGGGUGUCCUGUUAAUACUACACACACACACACACACACACACACACACACACACACACACACACCCUAUAAAAGUCCUGGGUGUCCUGGGUCAGGAGACAGUCAGUGUGGGAUCCCAGACUGGAGAGAAACUGACCUUUCUGGAGAACUUGUCGAAGAUGUUGCAGCCGUGGGUGUUCAGAAUGGCUAUGGCUUGGGCAAAGUGGUGUCGCUGUGGAAACACACACAGGUUAUUAUGGGAUAGGAGGUUGAAGGAUGGCCACUUGCACGUGUGUGCACGUGUGUGUGUGCGUGUGUGCGCACAAAUGUUUGUGUUCACCUCCAUCACAGAGCCCUCUGAGCUGUAGAGGGCAGCCAGGACAGAUUGCUGUAGAGGAAGAAGACAGAACACGUUAUUACAUAGAUAUACCACCUCUCAGUCUGCGCUCUAUGUACACUGAAGUGAAGUGUACUACUCUUGUCUAACCACAGUCAGUCUUUCCCUGAAUUUUCCUACUGUGUGUUCGACAAGUGUUACCGGUGCUAUACCUGUGUGUGUGUGUUUGGAGGGGUCUUAUCAAGGCUGUGCCUACAUAUAUGUGUGCAUUUGAGAGUGUGUGUGUGUGUGUGUGUGUGCGUGUGUUGUGUUAACAGGAUACCCAAGACUGUUAUAGGUUGUGUGUGUGUGUGUGUGUGUGUUUGAGCAGUCUUACCGAGGCCACUUGAAAGGAGUUGUUAGUCCCACGGUGAUCCAGGUCAUGACACAUACAGGAGACAAAGAGAGCAAAGAUCUCUAUAUUCCUACAGAGAGAGCGGGCGGGGUAGGAGGUUAGUGUAUAGGGUGCAGGGUGCAGGGGUUUAAAGUAUAGUGUGUAUGGUUAUAGGUCCCGUGUAGCUCAGUUGGUAGAGCACGGCGCUUGCAACGCCAGGGUUGUGGGUUCGAUUCCCACGGGGGGGCAGUAUGAAUAUGUAUGCACUCACUAACUGUAAGUCGCUCUGGAUAAGAGCGUCUGCUAAAUAACUAAAAUGUAAAUGUGGUAUGUAGAUUAUAGGAUAAAGGGUGCCAGGGUUUCUACUAGCUCGAGGUAGUUGGCCAGGCCCAGGUUCUUUCAGAGCAGGUAGGGUGUAGUGUGUACUGUUAUGGUAUAUACUCCAGGGUUUAAGGGGUUUCUACUAACUCCUUUUUUUUCUUCAUCACUCUACACACAAUACCCCAUAAUGACAAAGCGAAAACAGGUUUUUAGACAUUUUUGCACAUUUAUUAAAAAUAAAAAACAGAAAUACCUUAUUUACGUAAGUAUUCAGACCCUUUGCUAUGAGACUCGAAAUUGAGCUCAGGUGCAUCCUGUUUCCAUUGAUCAUCCUUGAGAUUGGAGUCCAACUGUGGUAAAUUCAAUUGAUUGGACAUGAUUUGGAAAGGCACACACCUGUCUAUAUAAGGUCCCACAGUUGACAGUGCAUGUCAGAGCAAAAACCAAGCCAUGAGGUCGAAGGAAUUGUCCGUAGAGCUCCGAGACAGGAUUGUGUCGUGGCACAGAUCUGGGGAAGGGUACCAAAACAUUUCUGCAGCGUUGAAAGUCCCCAAGAACACAGUGGCCUCCAUCAUUCUUAAAUGGAAGAAGUUUGGAACCACCAAGACACUUCCUAGAGCUGGCCGCCCGGCCAAACUGAGCAAUCGGGGGAGAAGGGCCUUGGUCAGGGAGGUGACCAAGAACCCCAUGGUCACUCUGACAGAGCUCCAGAGUUCCUCUGUGGAGAUGGAAGAACCUUCCAGAAGGACAACCAUCUCUGCAGCACUCCACCAUUCUGGCCUUUAUGGUAGAGUGGCCAGACAGAAGCCACUCCUCAGUAAAAGGCACAUGACAGCCCGCUUGGAGUUUGCCAAAAGGCACCUAAAGGACUGAUGAAACCAAGAUUGAACUCUUUGGCCUGAAUGCCAAGCGUCACGUCUGGAGGAAACCUGGCACCAUCCCUACGGUGAAGCAUGGUGGUGGCAGCAUCAUGCUGUGGGGAUGUUUUUCAGCGGCAGGGACUGGGAGACUAGUCAGAAUCGAGGGAAAGAUGAACGGAGCAAAGUACCGAGAGAUCCUUGAUGAAAACCUGCUCCAGAGCACUCAGGACCUCAGACUGGGGCGAAGGUUCACCUUCCAACAGGACAACGACCCUAAGCACACAGCCAAGACAACGCAGGAGUGGCUUCCGGACAAGUCUCUGAAUGUCCUUGAGUGGCCCAGCCAGAGCCUGGAAUUGAACCCGAUCGAACAUCUCUGGCAGAGACGCUCCCCAUCCAACCUGACAGAGCUUGAGAGGAUCUGCAGAGAAGAAUGGAAGAAACUCCCCUAAUAAUGUGAAAUUUCCGUUUUUAAUUUUUUAAUGUAUUUGCAAACAUUUCUAAAAACCUGUUUUUGCUUUGUCAUUAUGGGGUAUUGUGUGUAAAUUGAUGAGGAGGAUAAAACAAUUUAAUCCAUUUUAGAAUAAGGCUGUAACGUAACAAAAUGUGGAAAAAGUCAAGGGGUCUGAAUACUUUCCGAAUGCACUGUAAUUGCGGACCCCUGGUGUAGGGUGUAGUAUGUAGGGUUAGGGUAUAUGGUAUAGUAUGUAGGGUUUAAGGGGUUUCUACUAACUCGAGGUAAUUGGCCAGGCCCAGGUUCUUGUAGAGCAGAUAACAGAAGUGAGAGACUGAGAAGGCGUGAGUCCAGUUGUGAUAGGGAGGAUCUCUGUAACCCUUCUUCACCAUCAGACAGAACCUGCAACCAUGACAACCACACAAUCAAUCACCAUAACAACCACUUCAUCACCAUAGCAACCAUAUCAUAAACAAACAGUGAUUGGACAGAGAGAAAGAGAGAGAGAGAGAGAGAGAGAGAGAGAGAGAGAGAGAGAGAGAGAGAGAGAGAGAGAGAGAGAGAGAGAGAGAGAGAGAGAGAGAGAGGGGCGGUACCUGGCCAGAGUGUGCAGGUCAAUCUUAUAGGUGUUGAUGAAGCCCAUGUCCUCAAACAUACUCAGGAUACCCUGGAGACACAGGAGAGACAGAGAUUAGACACAGUACAGCAGGAACAACAAGACUGUUUGCAGUGUGCCUGAAUAUUGUUAUUGGUUACUGCAUUGUUGGGGUUAGAGCUGCAGGAAAGGAAUUCACUAUGCUUGUGCAUGUACUUGUGCACAUAAAAACUUGAAUCUGAAAUUGAAACUAUAGAUCUCUAUGGAUACUAUACAUCUCUAUGGAAACUAUACAUCUCUAUGGAUACUAUACCUCUCUAUGGAUACUAUACCUCUCUAUGGAUACAAUACAUCUCUAUGGAUACUAUACAUCUCUAUGGAUACUAUACAUCUCUAUGGAUGUGCAUGGAAACACACCACAGGAGGUUGGUGUCAGCUUAAUUGGGGAGGACUGGCUUGUGAUAAUGGCUGGAGUGGAAUCAGGGGAAUGGUAUCAAAUACAUCAAACACAUGGUUUGAUGCCAUUCCAUUCGCUCCGUUUCAGCCAUUAUUAUGAGCCGUCCACCCCUCGGCAUUUUCCACUGAAACACACACAUACGUACAUGCACACUCUCCAUCUGUCUGCCUGUCUUACCAUGGGUGUGUUGUCGUCAGGUAGUGAGCGGGGUGUGUAUGUGAACUCAGCGAAUAAGGGAUGAAUCUCAUCCACUGGCUCCAGCCCAGUUACCAACAGCUGGGCCACUUCCUGCUCUGAUACCUACAACACACACACACACACACAGACACACACACACACCACACACACCACACACACACACACACACACACACCACACACACACACACACACACACACACACACACACCACACACACAACACACACUCACACACACACACACACACACACCACACCAAACCACCACCACACACACACACACACACCACACACACACACACACACACGCAUUACUACUGCACUGGAUGUGUGUGUGUGUGUGUUGGGGGGGUUAGUGUGUGUGCUUUACCUUCAUGUGGUACAUCAUCAUCUCAUUGGCCAGGUGGGAUCUGA
This is a messenger RNA of Coregonus sp. 'balchen', 17346 nucleotides long. NCBI's taxonomy places the organism in Eukaryota, Metazoa, Chordata, Actinopteri, Salmoniformes, Salmonidae. The record is from the annotation of a GenBank genome assembly.